AUGAGCCAGAAAACUGAGCAAGAUGACAUUCCGCUCGCUGAUGACGAUGAUACCGUGACUAUCAUCAGCGGUGGAAAGACUCCAAGAGCGGCACAACCAUUGCCAAAAGAAGAGCCACCAGAGGAUCCAGAAGAGAAAGCGAGACUUAUCACUCAGGUUCUGGAGCUUCAGAACACACUUGAUGAUCUCUCACAACGUGUUGAAUCGGUGAAGGAAGAAAGUCUAAAGCUACGAUCAGAAAAUCAAGUUCUGGGACAGUACAUCCAAAACCUGAUGGCGUCUUCGUCUGUAUUCCAGUCUUCACAGCCACCACGGCCGAAGCAGUAG
This is a messenger RNA of Caenorhabditis briggsae, 327 nucleotides long. RefSeq names its product Protein CBR-UNC-69 (gene Cbr-unc-69). NCBI's taxonomy places the organism in Eukaryota, Metazoa, Nematoda, Chromadorea, Rhabditida, Rhabditidae. The record is from RefSeq and is a predicted model, not a curated record. Gene Ontology annotation, cellular component: trans-Golgi network. The transcript is spliced from 3 exons. The coding region runs from base 1 to 327 and encodes 108 amino acids.